GCGCCAUCUUUCGGUAAUUUCAGACGAAGUCACGUGUGGUCAUAGCCGAGUAGGUUCCUGUGUGGGAAAGCAGGAAUAGUUUCCUAGUUUGCGAGAUGAACUCAACAAAUUAUACCAGCGACGGUUUGCUCAGCGAUGACAAGAUGAAUGUAAUUGCCACGAUCAAUGUGAUCACAUCAUCACUGAGUGCCCUUGGUGCGGGAUCAAUUAUUCUAUGCUCAGUCUUUCACAGGAAGAUAUGUUUCUCUGAGGUGUAUCCAAUCUUCCAGCUGUCUAUAGCGGAUUUGCUGGCGUCACUGUUCUUCCUCUCCAGCACCAUCAUGUUCCUGAACAACGUCCAAAACUACCCUGGCGGCUGUGGCCCCUGUGAUUACAUCACGGCGGUCAUGACGAGUUUCUACAUCAGCACACUGUUCUUGACUCUCUCGUAUGCUCUGGAGGCUUUUCUGAGGGUCAGGAAACGCCUCCACAAUGGAUUCAUCAGUUCCUCCAGAGAACAGCAGAGAACAGUUGUGAGCUAUAGUUUCAUGCAUCUCAUCUAUGCUGUGGCUUGGUUGGUGCCGCUAGCAGGUGGGAUUGUUCUGCUGACACCUACCACCUCCUCUGGAAACACCCAACCUAAGGAUGCUGAGUGUUCCACAUGUUUGCCGGUCUUCCACUACACUCAAGAUAAUCCUUGCUGGUCGCAUGUGGUGAACGGCACAUCUUGGCAUCUUGCAUACAAGCUGGUGUUCCUCAUCCCUCUAAUUGCAGUCUUCUUCUCCAACAUUUUCCUGUACCUGUGCAUCGCCCGAGCCUUCAAGCAGGUGUCCAUGCGGAGAGGUCUGUACACCUUCCACCAGCGUCAGGAGGAGUCCACUGUGAGGAGGAAAGCAGUGCUGUACCAGUCAGCUUUCCUGUGUUGCUGGCUACCCACUCUCAUCCUAGGAAUCAUAUCCUUCCAGUCAGACUUCGCCAUGAGACGCUACUUCUGGCUGUACGUGCUGCAGGCGUUGCUGGGACCGCUCCAGGGAUUCUUGAACUGCAUCAUCUAUGGCUGGAAGAGGGAACAGUUCCGUCGUGCGCUGUCCGAGAACUCCAGCCUGACUAGCACCAACAUGCCGUCCUACCUUUCCCUCACGUUAUGACAGAUCCUGCUCACAUGAAUAAACAUACCUGCAUGUCGUCACCGGCUUCUUUCCCUCACGUUAUGACAGAUCCUGCUCACGUGAAUACACAUACCUGCAUGUCGUCACCAGGCUUCUCUCCCUCACGUUAUGACAGAUCCUGCUCACAUGAAUAAACAAACCUGCAUGUCGUCACCGGCUUCUUUCCCUCACGUUAUGACAGAUCCUGCUCACGUGAAUACACAUACCUGCAUGUCGUCACCAGGCUUCUCUCCCUCACGUUAUGACAGAUCCUGCUCACGUGAAUACACAUACCUGCAUGUCGUCACCAGGCUUCUCUCCCUCACGUUAUGACAGAUCCUGCUCACGUGAAUACACAUACCUGCAUGUCGUCACCGGCUUCUUUCCCUCACGUUAUGAUGGAGCCUGUCUACGUGUUGUCAGAAUAGACACAAAUGCAGGAUGGGAUCAUGAAGUGGCGGAUCCAGAGGGGGGAUGGGGGGACCCCUUUUUGAAGUGAAAAUAAAAUCCCACCAAGAUAACAUCCUGAUUUGGUUGUUUAAGUAACAUUCACAAUGAUUUACUUUUUGAUUGGUAUCUAGAAGUUGGUGAGUAAUUAGGAAAACGUACAACUUUGUGGAUAAUAACUUUUGGUUUAUUGCAUACUGCAACCUUUUUUAUGCAGAUUCUUACACCGCAUCUACAUCGAAAUAUCACCAUGUGCAAUCAACCAGAAGUUAUUAUCCGUAAACAGAGCUCCAGAUAAGCUGCGUAUCUGCGUAAAAUACGCAUCAGAAAUGCAGAAAUAUGCAGUAAAAUAAAAUCCAAGCGUAUCAAAUAUGCAACGAACAUUACAGAUACGCUACAAAAAUAAAA
Messenger RNA from Haliotis rufescens (red abalone), 1982 nucleotides. RefSeq names its product transmembrane protein 116-like. NCBI's taxonomy places the organism in Eukaryota, Metazoa, Mollusca, Gastropoda, Lepetellida, Haliotidae. Gene Ontology annotation, biological process: cell surface receptor signaling pathway; adenylate cyclase-activating G protein-coupled receptor signaling pathway. The coding region runs from base 96 to 1127 and encodes 343 amino acids. The record is from RefSeq and is a predicted model, not a curated record. Gene Ontology annotation, molecular function: G protein-coupled receptor activity. The transcript is spliced from 13 exons. Gene Ontology annotation, cellular component: plasma membrane.